Molecule: messenger RNA, 864 nt
Organism: Cyphellophora europaea CBS 101466
Lineage: Eukaryota; Fungi; Ascomycota; Eurotiomycetes; Chaetothyriales; Cyphellophoraceae
Exons: 2
Coding region: 1-864 (287 amino acids)
Biological process (GO): UDP-N-acetylglucosamine biosynthetic process
Cellular component (GO): endoplasmic reticulum; endoplasmic reticulum-Golgi intermediate compartment; Golgi apparatus
Molecular function (GO): monosaccharide binding; glucosamine 6-phosphate N-acetyltransferase activity
Source: RefSeq, a predicted model, not a curated record
AUGGCCGAAUCAAUACCCGAGCAGUCAGCAACUGAAAAGACUGUCUUCGAAACUGCACCAGCGUCACUCAAGGAUGCUCCCUCAGAGGUCGUAGCAGUCGAAAAGGCAGAGCCGCUCCAUACCAAUGGCGUUACUCCCGUACCCGAAGCCGCACCGAUCCAAGAUGCGCUUGUAGCUGCGCCAGUCAAGGACAACGCAACACAAGUGACCACAGAGGAGACGCUCAAUGGCACCUCAGCUCCUACACAAGAUAAAAGCACCGCUGCCCAGCCUGCACCAGUCCAGACGACGACUGGUGAGCCCAAUGGCACCAACGGCGUUUCCGUUAAUGGCACCUCCGCGACCACCGAGGACGACACAGAAAUUCCCCUCUUCUCUCCUACGCUCAUCUCUCCCGAGGUCUCUGCCAUUCUUCCAGAGGGAUAUACUAUGCGACCGCUGCGGCGUAGCGAUUACAACAGAGGUUUCCUCGACACCCUUCGCGUCCUCACAACGGUCGGCAGCCCCUCCUUCAGCACCUUCUCAGACCACUUCGCCCUAAUGGCUUCGAUACCCUCGACAUACCACAUCCUCGUCAUUCUAGACUCCUCCGACCAAAUAGUCGGCACGGGCGCCGUGAUCGUCGAGCGCAAGUUCAUACACAACAUGGGCCUGGUGGGGCACAUCGAGGACAUCGCCGUGGCGAAGAACCAGCAGGGCAAGAAGCUGGGCCUGCGGAUCAUCCAGGCGCUGGACUACGUGGCUGAGAAGGUGGGAUGCUACAAGUGUAUAUUGGACUGCAGUGAGGCCAACGAGGGGUUCUAUGUCAAGUGUGGCUUUAAGCGGGCGGGCUUGGAGAUGGCGCAUUACUACGGGCGGGAUUAA